Lithohypha guttulata is the source of this 816-nucleotide messenger RNA. RefSeq lists its product as uncharacterized. The coding region runs from base 1 to 816 and encodes 271 amino acids. The record is from RefSeq and is a predicted model, not a curated record. NCBI's taxonomy places the organism in Eukaryota, Fungi, Ascomycota, Eurotiomycetes, Chaetothyriales, Trichomeriaceae. The transcript is spliced from 2 exons.
AUGUCUGAUCCUGCAGAUCCUGCACCAUUUCGUCUCCUCAAUCUCCCUCAAGAAAUCCAAGACAAAAUUUACGAAAAGUAUUUUGAAGGAGUCAAACUUGUAUAUCCCUUGGUCAAGUCCACGGUGCCCAGUCUGCAUAUUGAGCAAACCUGCAAGAAGGUUAAUCGAGACGCUAGGAAUGUACGAGAAAGAGUCUGGCCACGAAAACUAGAAGUAAACAUUCACUUGCUCGAGGAUUUUCUUGAGCUGCUUAAUGGAAGGGCGAACGCGGAAUGGCUCGUCGAUCGAAUUGAUACCUUCCACUUUCUCGCUACGGAUCUCUUCUUUGGAGAUAACUUGAGUAAUGUAUAUGAGGCUAUGAUCUGGCGGUCGGUCUCUAUAUCUUGGCCAAACCUGCGAAACGUUUACUUUUCGUGGACUUUAACCCUUUAUCUUGACUUCUUCAACACUGAUGAAUUCGCGGAAAACAUUUCACGCGUAGUGCCAUACAUUAUGCACUCACCAAGUGUCUCAUACAUGCAGGCAGAACUCGGUACUGGUACAAUAGCCACCAUGCUUGCCAAUAAAUACAGCGAAGAGUAUAAAGUCCAGGUAUAUAAGCUCUACACCAUCAAGAUGAAACUACAGGGGUCAGGCACCUUCAUAUUCUACCAGGCUAGCAAGACGAACAUCAGAUCUACCGAACAUCAGGUAGUCUACAACUAUGUCGCCUCGAAUGACUCAGGCUUCAACGAUACCUUCAAGGAGGAAGGCGCUAAUUUUCCCGAUGGAGAGCUCGAGCGAUGGCUGGAUGACGGAGUGCACCGAAUGCCUUAA